ACAAAAAGAGUCAAAGAAAAUGGGCAUCAAUCGGUUGACUCUAUUGCGUGUGCUCUAAUUACUAUUAUAUAUAUUACCUCAAUAAUUUGUUUCUGAUCCAACCUUCGCGCUUCCUCUCUGUCUCUGACUCUCUGUUUAUCUUUGCGUGAGAGACAGAUCGAGAUGGGUGCGCUGCGACCAAGCUCCAUAGCUAAUGAAGGAAACGAUGCACAAAUCCAUGAAGAUGCACACCAUGAUGAUCAGAAGGACCUUGAUGCUGGUGCUCUCUUUGUUCUUAAAUCCAAAGGAUCAUGGGUGCACAGUGGAUACCAUUUGACAACUUCAAUAGUUGCUCCACCUCUGCUGAGUCUUCCAUAUGCUUUUGCCUUCCUUGGAUGGGCGGGUGGAAUUCUUUGCCUCGUCAUCGGAGGCCUCGUCACUUUCUAUUCAUACAACUUAAUCUCUCUGGUUCUUGAACACCAUGCUCAGCUGGGUCAUCGCCACCUCCGCUUCAGAGACAUGGCUCAUGAUAUCUUGGGACCCAGAUGGGGCAGGUAUUAUGUAGGCCCAAUUCAGUUCAUGGUCUGCUAUGGUGCUGUUGUUGCUUCUACACUUCUAGGAGGACAAUGCAUGAAGGCAAUUUACUUACUAACCAACCCGGAUGGAACUAUGAAGUUAUAUGAAUUUGUGAUCAUAUUUGGGUGCUUUAUGUUGAUUUUAGCUCAAAUCCCAUCAUUUCACUCGCUGAGGCACAUCAAUUUGGUGUCAUUGGUUCUCUGCCUGGCCUAUAGUGCCUGUGCCACUGGUGGUUCCAUUUCUAUCGGAUCUUCCUCCAAGGGGCCAGAGAAGGACUAUUCCCUAGAGGGCAAUACUGAAGAUCGCAUAUUUGGGGUCUUCAAUGCAAUCGCCAUCAUUGCCACAACAUAUGGCAACGGAAUAAUUCCUGAAAUUCAGGCAACGCUAGCACCACCAGUGAAGGGGAAGAUGUUCAAGGGACUGUGUGUUUGUUAUACAGUAGCCACGGUGACUUUCUUCAGCGUAGCCAUCUCUGGGUAUUGGGCAUUUGGUAACCAAGCCGAGGGCCUCAUCCUCACCAACUUCUUGGUCGAUGGCAAAGCUUUGGUCCCCAAAUGGUUCAUUUUGAUGACCAACAUCUUCACCAUUCUCCAGCUUUCUGCUGUCGGUGUGGUAUACUUGCAGCCCACAAAUGAAGUGCUUGAAAGCACACUUGCUGACCCGAGAAAGACCGAGUUCUCGGCCCGAAACACCAUCCCAAGGUUAAUUGCCCGGUCACUAUCGGUAGUGAUAGCAACAACAAUAGCCGCAAUGCUUCCAUUUUUUGGGGACAUCAAUGCUGUCAUCGGAGCAUUUGGUUUUAUGCCGCUUGACUUUAUAUUGCCGGUGGUGUUCUUCAACUUGACAUUUAAACCGUCAAAGCAGAGCCCCAUUUUCUGGUUGAACGUUACUAUUGCAGUUGUUUUCUCGACAUUGGGGGUUAUUGCGGGGAUUGCCGCCGUUAGACAAAUUAGCCUUGAUGCCCAAAACUAUCGGUUAUUUGCUAAUGUAUGAAGUAGGGACAGGUAUCGGUGUCGGUAGGGGCAUUUUCGCCUACUAAUUCGUAAAAGUCGGUUAAUUAAACGACUUCAUAGCGACAAGAAAUAGUUUCGACUUUUUCGGUUAUUCGGUUAGUCGGUAAAUAAGUGGCCGAUCAAGUCUGUUAAUUGUCGGUUAUAAAUUUUUAUAUUAAGAAUUAUCAAUUUUCUUGUAACCUACAGAAUCAGAAUAUGCUAUAUAAAUAAAAAGAAAA
Messenger RNA from Corylus avellana, 1786 nucleotides. Its product is annotated as Transmembrane amino acid transporter family protein. The record is from RefSeq and is a predicted model, not a curated record. Lineage: Eukaryota; Viridiplantae; Streptophyta; Magnoliopsida; Fagales; Betulaceae.